AUGCGUCAUGGAGCUGGUCCUCUGAGCUCCAACCAUGACAUAAAAGCAGAAACUAUGACUGAUUUAUCUGCUCAAAUGGGAACUGUCUCCCUCGACAACAAUGGGACUAGACAAAGAUUGGAUUGUUACUUUUGUAAUGAUGUGGUUGCUCCUGUUGAUUCAACCUCCAAUCGUACGUUGGACCAGCAAUGCACUGUUACUCGUCCAUGGCUUGCUUCUAUUGCAUCAUCACUUGCAGUUGAACUUCUUGUAGGAAUCCUGCAUCAUCCUUCUGGGAUUUUCACAAAGGCUGAAUUUGCAAACUCAACUGAUUCUUCAAGCACCGAGCAACCUCUUGUUACACAGCAUGUAGCUCCACUGUGGUAUCAGAGUAUCAAAAAAGGGGGGAUGGAGUUCAUUCUUGAAGCCAUCGAUCAUCCUACAUAUCUGGAGGACAUAACUGGAUUAACAGAGCUGAUUAAGUCAGCUGGCACUUUCGAACUGGACUGGGAUAAUGAGGAUGAUGAGUGUGUUGAAAUCUAA
Fraxinus pennsylvanica is the source of this 522-nucleotide messenger RNA. The record is from the annotation of a GenBank genome assembly. Lineage: Eukaryota; Viridiplantae; Streptophyta; Magnoliopsida; Lamiales; Oleaceae.